Molecule: messenger RNA, 210 nt
Organism: Cetraspora pellucida
Lineage: Eukaryota; Fungi; Glomeromycota; Glomeromycetes; Diversisporales; Gigasporaceae
Source: the annotation of a GenBank genome assembly
AUGUCAUGGUUAGAUUCUGAUUUCAAAAUACACGAAGUAUUACUUUCUCUUACAUAUGUCCAAUAUCCUCAUACUGCAAAUGUCAUCCAAGAAAAAUUAGAAGUAAUUGAAAAAUGGAGUCUUAAAGGAAAGGUAUAUUCAAUCACAACCGAUAAUGGGGCUAAUAUGAAAGCAGCAAUUAAUAAAAUAAAUGAUAUAGCUUUUGGAUAA